AUGAAGGGUCUUUAUCCUACAGAGGUGUUUGGCUCGUGUCCAGUCACUGUGGUGAUCACGUCCGAGGCUGACACCUGGGAUAUUGAUGCCUCCUCUUGUCUGGGCUGUGGACAGUUUGUGGAUUGGGACAGGAUGCCAGACCUGGAGCAACAGGCAAAUAUCCCCAGAGACAUCCUCACUAAGCCCAAAAAAGAGCUGAAGAAGCUGGCAAGAGAAGGCUACUGGGCGAUGAGCCACGCGCUGAGAGCUCAGGUUUACCACCAGCUCAUCCAGCAGGUCGCCUGCCGGCUCGUGACCCCAGAUGCUCUAGUCUACAUGGAUGUGGCGAGUCGGCUCUUUGGGAAGCAAAGUGUGAGCUCCCAUCCUUUGCCAGACUUCCUCGAAGGAUGCUCCAUGCCCACAUACUGCCUGACCCUGGAAGGGGUCACUGCAUUGAAGAAGAUCCUCAUCUGCAUUGGUAACCUUUUCCCCGACAUAACCUACAGCCCAGUCCUCCCCUCUCUGGUGGCUCUGCUGCUGCACUACAGUGAAGAGGAAGCUCAGUGUUUCGAGAACAUCUCACGUCUCAUUGCCAGCAAUGCCACUCACACCAGCUACAUUGACCAAUCUUUCCUGGCCCACCAAGCCUCCUGCAUGACUUUUGGGGAUCUGGCCAACAAGCACUGCCCAGCAGCUCACAGACUGAUAGCCAAUGCCUCUGAGAAUGUCUUUGAGGUCUACUCUGAAUGGUUAUCAUGGCUCUUCCAUGACCUCCCCUUCAAUUACGCCAUCCGCAUAUUUGAUGUCUACCUGCUGGAGGGGCAGAAGGUCCUCUACCGCAUUGCUUUGGCCUUGUUGAAGCAGUACAGGCUCUCAGUGACCUCCACAGAGCUGGAAGGAAUUGAUAUCAAGACAGAUCUGCAAGCUUUCAUGCAGAACAUUGGUGAGCAUGUGACUGUCGACAAACUCUUAGAGAGAGCAUUUGGUAUCAGGCUGUUCUCCCGCAAGGAAAUCUGGCUUCUCCAGAUGGCCAACAGGAAGGCAUUAAUGGAGAGAGGCAUGACCAUGGUGCAGAGCAGGCAAUCCUUCCACCUGGCUGUGGACAUGCAGAAUUUCAGCUCCAGCAUUGUAACAGCUCAGGAGAUGCGCAUCAUCUGGUCCUGGAUCCCUGAGCGGUUCUCCCUCUUCCCCCCACUGCUGCUCUUCUCCACCUCAGAAGAUGGGUGCAGCUUGCAGAGGUUUUACUCAUGCUGUGAAGGUUAUGAACCAACCGUGCUGCUCAUAAAAACGACAGAGGGGGAAGUGUGCGGGGCGUUCCUCUCCUCCGACUGGAGCGAAAGAAGGAAGAGCGGGGCGACCUCCGGCUUUUUUGGGACAGGGGAGUGCUUCGUGUUCACUGUGCGCCCCGAGAUGGAGAGGUACGAGUGGGUGUUCAUCAAGAAGCCGGAGCUGGCCAAAGCAGUGCCGCGCUCGCGCCAGCGCUCGCCUUCCCCCUCUGCCGCCUCCCUCCUCAGCUCCAAUCCGGACGGCCGGGGCGCCAGCUCCAACCACCUCGCCGUGCCCGCGCCGCGGAGGGCGAAAUGCCGCCUCUCCCCCUUUCUGGCCAUUAGGCAUUUCCUCCUGCCUUCCAAAACAGCCUCCAUGUUCAUGUCCGGCUCUCAGGAGGGAAUCGUCGUUGGUGGAGGGGGAGGCCGAGCUCUGGCCCUCGACGCCGAGCUGCUGUGGGGGCGCACGGAGCGCUGUGAGACGUUCGACAACCCUCCGCUCUGCCAGGAGAACUUCAAGGUGCAGCUCUUGGAAGCGUGGGGCUUUCAAAACACCUAG
Rhea pennata is the source of this 1803-nucleotide messenger RNA. Its product is annotated as TBC1 domain family member 24-like. Gene Ontology annotation, biological process: response to oxidative stress. The coding region runs from base 1 to 1803 and encodes 600 amino acids. The record is from RefSeq and is a predicted model, not a curated record. NCBI's taxonomy places the organism in Eukaryota, Metazoa, Chordata, Aves, Rheiformes, Rheidae. Gene Ontology annotation, cellular component: nucleus. The transcript is spliced from 6 exons.